This is a messenger RNA of Camellia sinensis, 3332 nucleotides long. RefSeq lists its product as uncharacterized. Gene Ontology annotation, molecular function: ATP binding. The record is from RefSeq and is a predicted model, not a curated record. Gene Ontology annotation, biological process: gene silencing by siRNA-directed DNA methylation. Lineage: Eukaryota; Viridiplantae; Streptophyta; Magnoliopsida; Ericales; Theaceae.
AGAGGAUUUAGAUGAGUUGAGCAACAGUCAAGAUGUUAUUCAAUCCGAAUCCGAUUCUGAUUCUGAUUCCACUCAUUCUGCUGAUUCCACUGGCUCCUCUGAUUCGGGGGAUUCGGAGGGGUCAGUAUCAUCAAGUGAAGAGGCAAGUGAUCGUUCUAGAGACAAGGAUUACAGAGUUGAUAAUUCUUCUAGAUCUGUUAAUUCAGAUGAUUCGAGUUCUUCUAGUGAGGAUGAGAAUGAGUCUGGUUUUGUGAAUCAAGUGAGUCCUAAUGGAAAGGGAAAGGAUAAAAUGGUUGAGGAUGGAAAGGGAAAAGAAAAAGUGUUUGAUGUUGGAAGUGUUGAGGGAAAGGAAAAGGAGAAAAUGGUUGAAGUUGGAUUAAAGAGAGGAAGAGGAAGACCCCGUAAAGUUGUUAGUUUGGGUCAAUCCAUCUCUUGUAGUUUGGAUGGUGUGGGAAAAGAUUUUGAACCUAAAAGUGUUGCAGAACGUCUUCGACUGCGACAACGUGUUUGUAAAUCCAAAAACUCUGAAAAGAAGAAACAGGAGAUUGGGUCAUUUAGUGGCCCAUUUGCUCUUAGGGAUGAGGAUGAAGAUGAGAUUGAUGGUGAUGGGAACACCUGUUUUCAAAGUGGCAAUGAUGUGUGGAAAGUUGGUGAGAAAGGUGGGAAAAGAGAAGGGAAAGAAGAGGUGGCCAGGCCUACUAAGAGAAGCCAUAAUGGUGUGGAUGCUUCUGCUUCUAUAAUAGUUGAAAAGAUUCUUGCAGAUUCUAUUUGGGAGAAAGAAGGGGAUGUGCGUCUGGAAAAUUUAGUUUCCCCUGGAGACGGGGUUCCUGAUCAAGAAACAACAUUAUCCUUAAGGUUCAGGUUCGGCUUUGAAGAUGAUCCGAAACCACCUGAGAAAUCGUACUGGGAUAUAGAAGCAGACAAACUUUUUGCAGAAAUGGAGUUUGCUCUUACAGUUGAUGGGAUUGGUGGUUCUUCAGAUGCUUCCAUGGUUUGCAAUGAGGCUGGUAUCACUCUGGAGACUGAAACUAAUCCAGCUACCUGUUGUCGUCAAGGGAACCAUCAGCUGGUUCUUGAUGAACAAAUUGGACUAAGAUGCAAAUUUUGUCCUUUUGUGGCAUUGGAGAUUAAGCACAUUUUACCAUCUGUUGGUAAGCAUCCCUUGUGGGGAUUCUACAGGAAAGACUUCUGCAAAACAGACCAUUUCAGUCUUGAUGAGCUUCAGUUCCAGGACUCGGCUUUUGCAUACCAAUCUGGUUCCAAACAAUACAUUCGUGAGGAAGAAGGCACAGUGUGGGACAUCAUUCCUGGUGUUAAACGUAGCAUGUAUCCACAUCAACGUGAAGGUUUUGAAUUUAUUUGGAAAAACAUAGCCGGAGACAUUUACCUUAAGGAGUUGAAGGAAAAGGCUUUUGGUGGUGGAAGUGGAUGCAUCAUAUCUCACGCCCCCGGUACUGGUAAAACCCGUCUCACCAUAGUAUUUCUCCAGACAUACAUGAAAUUAUGUGGAACGUGCAGGCCAGUCAUUAUUGCUCCCUGUAGCAUGCUCCUUACCUGGGAAGAAGAGUUCCGGAAGUGGAAAGUUGACAUACCCUUUCACAAUUUGAACACGCUGGAGUUUUCUGGGCGGGAAAACCCGAAUGCUGUUAGUUUACUGACAAAAUAUGGACGCCAAAGAAAAAAUCAUGACUCUAUUCGUAUGGUGAAGCUGUAUUCGUGGACAAUGGAUAGAAGUAUUCUCGGGAUCAGUUAUAGAUUAUUUGAGAAACUUGUGGGAGAUAGUGUUCUUGCUGAUGCAGGAACUAAAAGGGCAAAAUCUAAACAUUUUAAUUGUGGUGAGCAAGUUAGGAGAAUGCUACUUGAAAUUCCUACUCUUUUAGUCCUCGAUGAAGGCCACACCCCUCGGAAUGACCAGAGUCUCAUCUGGAAGGCUGUUUCAAGAGUCGAAACUCAAAAGCGGAUCAUCUUGUCGGGGACUCCUUUCCAAAACAACUUUAGCGAGCUGUAUAAUACCCUUUGUUUAGUUAGACCCAAGUUCACUGACGGUAAAAUUUCUGAAACUCAAGGGGAUUCUACAAGGAAACGAGGGCUGAAAAGCAGUGCAGAAGCAAGAGGGCAAUGGGCUUCUCUGACAAGUACGAUUGGUAAGGAUGCUGAUGAUAAUGAUAGGCUCAAUGAGCUCAAAACCAUGAUUAAACCGUUUGUGCAUGUACACAAAGGUUCAAUACUUACAGAAAGUCUUCCAGGCUUGAGAGACUCUCUGGUUGUUUUACAGCCAACCCUUCUGCAGAAAACCUUGAUUGAAGUCAUUCAAGGAAGGAAAAACCCUCUUGAAUUGGAUUAUCUCGUAUCUUUGAUUUCUGUCCACCCUUCUCUGUUGCUUGCAUGUGGUUUAUCUGCACAAGAACAGCUCUCUGUUGACACAAAUAAGCUAGAAAUGCUUAAGCUUGAUCCCGGAGCUGGCGUCAAAACAAAAUUCCUUGUGGAACUCAUUCGGCUUAGUGAGGCACUGAAAGAAAAAGUUUUGGUUUUCAGUCAAUUUAUUGAUUCACUGACCUUCAUAAGACGGCAACUGACAUCUCAUUUUGAUUGGACAGAAGGUAAGGAGGUGCUUUAUAUGGAUGGGGCACUUGACAUUAAGCAUCGACAAUCCUCGAUUAGUUUUCUUAAUGAUCCUGAGAGUGAGGUUCGAGUACUGCUUGCAUCAACGAAGGCUUGUUCUGAGGGGAUAAAUCUGGUUGGUGCUUCAAGAGUUGUUUUGCUUGAUGUUGUUUGGAACCCAUCCGUAGAAAGGCAAGCUAUAAGCCGUGCAUACAGGCUUGGCCAGAAAAAAGUUGUUUACAUCUACCAUCUCAUCAUGUCCGGAACAAAGGAGGGAGAGAAGUAUCUAAGACAGGCUGAGAAGGACCGAUUGUCCGAGCUGGUAUUUUCUUCUGUAGAUGGAGUUCAUAAGCCUGAAAUCUCAUGCACAGUUGCUGAAGAUAUUGUCUUGCAAGAGAUGGUUCAGCACGAGAAGACCAGCCAUAUGUUUGAAAAAAUACUGAACCAACCAAAAGAAUCCAAUUUAAUCGACACUUUUGGUUAGGUGGAUUUUGUCGAACUUCUAAACUGGAUCUGUUGCUGAGAAAUCAUACAUGGUAUUUGCCAUUUGUCAAUUUGAGCUGGAAACCUGUUGAUUGGUAUGUUUCCCAUCCAUUUUUUGUAUUUAAUGGGUGAUUGAGUUGUUUUGAAAUUCUUGAUAGUAACUAGUGAAUAAUAAUUCAAAUUUUAUAGUUUUGAGAAAGGAUUUUGUAGUGAUUAACAUCAAAUUUUAUAGUUUGAGCUGAAUGAAA